Astyanax mexicanus (Mexican tetra) is the source of this 4243-nucleotide messenger RNA. It is a transcript of the gene klb, whose product is annotated as klotho beta. Gene Ontology annotation, biological process: fibroblast growth factor receptor signaling pathway; carbohydrate metabolic process. The coding region runs from base 198 to 3473 and encodes 1091 amino acids. Gene Ontology annotation, molecular function: fibroblast growth factor receptor binding; fibroblast growth factor binding; hydrolase activity, hydrolyzing O-glycosyl compounds. The transcript is spliced from 5 exons. The record is from RefSeq and is a predicted model, not a curated record. Lineage: Eukaryota; Metazoa; Chordata; Actinopteri; Characiformes; Acestrorhamphidae.
AGAGAGAGAGAGAGAGAGAGAGGGAGUCAGUUAGUUGCGACAGGUGAAGAAAUCAGAUAGAUGUCUUGUCUUCUGUAUGGAAUAGAGAAUCUGUAGUCCCUCUCUUUGCUGCCUCGCCUGGUUUAUAGGAUGAAUCCAGGUUCUGAACCAGCUUUUUAUUCCUUCGCUCUACGUCUGAUCGAGUGACCGAGUUAAAGAUGACCCACUUCUUGUCUUGUCCUUCGUUCUUCUCUUUUCAUCUUUCCCUCCUUCUCCUGACAGCUUGUCUAUGGGAUGGAGUUGAGAGUUUGUCGGGAGACGGGAAGAGUGUCUGGUUAAAGCCGUUGAACCACAGCGACUUUCUGUCGGGGACUUUUCCAAAUGGGUUUCUAUGGGGCGUUGGGACGUCUGCGUUCCAGACGGAAGGUUCUUGGGAUCUGGACGGGAAAGGAGCGUCAGUUUGGGACAAUUUUACUCGUAAUCGUAUCCAAGGAAUGGGGUCUAACACUCGAGCGGACACUGCCAGCGACAGCUACGCCCUCUGGGAGCAGGACGUAGAGGCGGCGCAGUACCUCGGCGUCAACUUCUACGCUUUUUCGCUGUCUUGGCCGAGACUCUUUCCAGACGGUGAUGCUACUGGAAAGGCAAACUCUAAGGCAGUGCAACACUAUCGCCGGUUGAUCCACAGGAUAAGGGUGCAAGGUCUUGAGCCGGUAGUCACCCUGUUCCACUGGGAUUCGCCCCAAAGCCUGCAGGAGCAGUUUGGCGGCUGGAAGAACCGGAAGAUGGUCGAGAAGUUUGCAGACUACGCCGCAUUCUGCUUCACCACGUUUGGACGAGCUGUGCGAUACUGGAUCACGAUGCACAACCCAGCUCUGGUUGCGCUUCUCGGUUACGGGACAGGGGCUCACGCGCCGGGGGUGAUCGGCGACCCAGCCGACCGCUUCAUUGUAGCCCAUAACCUCAUCAGGGCUCACGCUGCAGCGUGGCACAUAUACGAUAAGCAGUUCCGUGACCAGCAGAACGGUCAGAUAUCCAUCACACUCGGCUCCCACUCGGUGAAACCCUUCACAGCCACGGCAGCCAAUGUAGAGCUGUGCCAGAAGUCCAUGGAGGCGGUGAUUGGCUGGUUUGCAGAACCCAUCCACGGUUCUGGGGACUAUCCGAGGUCCAUGAGGGUCCAGGAGCUGAUCCCAGAGUUCACUCUGGAGGAGAAGCUGUGGGUUCGAGGAACCGCUGACUUCUUCUCGCUGGCGUUUGGACCGGACACGGCGCGGGGGGUCCGCAGUCAGGGGUCUCGCUUUGGUCAGAACAUGACGCUGGACCUCAGGAAGGUUCUGGUGUGGGUUCAGAAGGAGUAUGGAGAUCCGCGGGUUCUGGUGGCGGAGGGCAGUUGGUUCAGUGAUGCGUCUGAAGGGGUGGAGGACACGCUCGCUGUGUACAAUAUGAAAACCUUCAUCAACCAGGUGUUUCAAGCUGUGGUUGUGGACCAGGUGAAGGUGUUUGGCUACUCCGCCUGGUCUCUGGUGGAUGGAUUUGAGUGGAAUUAUGGGUACAGCAUCAGAAGAGGACUCUUUUACAUAGACUUCAAUCAACCCCAACGCAACCGAGUCCCAAAGACCACAGCGCAGUACUACAGACAGAUCGUCAAAGACAACGGCUUCCCCAGUGACGGGACAGAGCGGGACAUUGUGGGUCGGUUUCCUUGUGACUUUCAGUUCGGAGUUGCAGAUAUUACCCAGCAGGUACACCUACGACCAUUUUCCCCACAGUUCAUUGACCCUCUUCUGUAUCGCUGGAACUUCUCCGGUGACGGCACUCUCCGUCCUGUGGUUGGGGUGAGGCUGAGAACACGGGGAUCCCAGUGCAGCGAUUUCCUGGCUAUUCAACGCCACAUUCGUCUCAUAGAGAUGACCGGCUCAACGCAUUAUCGCUUCGGCCUGGACUGGCCUCAACUACUACCGAAUGGUGAUGUCUCGUUACCAGACUGGAAGGCGGUACGAUAUUACCACUGCCUGCUGGAGGAACUCCAAAGGAAGGGAAUCCAGACUGCCGUUACGCUCCUCCAUCCCAGCCAUAGGUCUCCAACUCUGGGCUUACCCGGCCCACUGGACGCCAACGGUGGUUGGGCGAACUCAAGCACGGCUGAGGCGUUCGUUGACUACGCCACAUUUUGUUAUCGGGAGUUUGGCUCAUUGGUGCGACUCUGGAUUACUAUCAAUGAGCCAAAUAGUUUAACGCACACGUAUAACGGAAGUGCUCAAGACAAGGAAGCGGUGGUUCGUAACCUUCUGCUGGCACAUGCUCGAGCAUGGAAAGUUUACCACACUCAUUAUCGCCAAAAGCAGGGGGCGACGGUGAGCUUUGCGGUGCAUGCCAACUGGGUGGAACCUGCAAAUCCUUUCAUAAAAUCGCACAGCGGUGCUGUUCAGAGCUUCAUGUUGUCUGAGCUUGGACGUUUCCUCGACCCUUUCCUUGGGGACUUGGACCAUGCUAAAGAAUAUCCUAAAGAAGAUACAUACUCUGAAUGCUCUGGAUACUCCAGAUCCUUUCAUCUCCCGCGCUUUUCUGAGGAUGAACGGAUUGAACUCAAGGGGGCUCUGGAUUUUAUUGCUCUUAACCACUUCACCACAUGUCUGGUUUACUCUUUACAACCCCAGUCACAACAAGACUACGGCCCGAUGUAUGACCCCACAUGGACCACAUCAAAGAAUCACUGGCCUAUGGUCCCCUCGGGGCUCCGUAGAGUCCUAAACUGGGUGAAGGGCCGCUAUAAGGAUAGCCGUCCUGUAGUCAUCACAGCGACAGGGAUUGAUGACCAUUCGUUGCAUGAUGACCUCAGGCAGAGGUAUAUAAGGAGCUACCUGCAGGAGGCGCUGAAGGCGCGAGAGCUGGACGGCGUGGACUUGCGUGGCUUUUACGUCUGGAACCUCCAGGAUCAUCACAGUUCUCACUUCGGCUUCUUCACCGCCUCCCACCUCCAUUCCCAGCCCAAAGCGUCCGUCGCUCUGUACCGACAGAUCGUCUCCCAGCGGGGAUUUCCUGAUGAUGAUGAUGAUGAAGAUGAUGAUGGCGACCCCAUGACCUCAGAGUGCGAGUUCAGCGACAGGGCGAAGGCCUGUUGGCUGUGUAGCGGCAUCGUCGCCGAGUAUAAGCCCCUCCUCUUCUUCGGGACGUGUCUCACCGUUAGCGUGUCUAUGCUAGCCGGGGUCAUCGUCACCAUGGUGGUGAUGAAGAGCAGGAGGAAGAGGAGGAUGAGGGCGACGCAGGCCACGCCGCAGAGAAUACGCCGUCAGCAGAUGUUCGCCACGCAGAGAACGGCUCACCGAAACCCUGUGUUCCUCAAGAGCUCGACCAGGAACGGACUGUCCCGGAACUGUCCCAACAUUUUCGAAAUUAAAGAAUUCGGCGUUCAGCGUAAACAGUGUCCGAACUUCAAAACCAUACGCUUCUCCUCCACCCUGCAGUCCACACCAUCACCACACGCAAACUAACGCCUACACUGAUCAGCCAUAACCAACAGAUUAGCCCCUCCCACUCACACUGAAGUUAUAUAGAGUGUUUCAUCACAAACAGAUUAUUAACCACUUUAAUAAACUUACACUGAUCAGCCAUUACAUUAAAACCAGCAGACUAGCCCCUCCCACUCACACUGUGAAGUUGAGUGUUCCAGCACAAACUAAUUAUUAAACACUUACAUAAUACACUUACAUUAAUUAGCCAUAACAUUAAAACCAGCAGUCCAAUGAAGUUAUAAAAAGUGUUUCAUCACAAACAGAGCAGCCAAUCAGAGCAGAGCUUAUUUGCAAAGACAAUACUUGUGUAAAAAUUCAUUAUAUCUUUGUGAUUAUUAUCUCAAAUUCAUCCAAUGUACAUAAUAUUUCUCACUAUCAGAAUAUAUUAAGAUUAUUUAACUUAUUUCAGAACGUUUUAGUAAUUUUAUCUGUUGUUGGAGUGAUUAAAUUAAAUAUGAUUUUUUAAGCAAAGCAGAAAACAAAUAUAAGAAUAGAAUAGAAUACAAUAGAAUAAGUUUAUGAACUUUACAAUAUUUUAAUACACUAUGAAAAUGAGAAAUAAUGAGAGAUAUUGUGUAAGAUCUGUAAGAUCACUUUCUUGGGCAUUAUUGUUGUUUUGUUCUUUUGUCUGUUUUUUUUAUUUGUUUGAUUUGUUCGAAUCUCAGCAUGUCCCCAGUGCUUGUAUAUAUUGUGCAAAUGUAUAUUUUGUGAUUAAAGUGAAAUAAAUUAUAUUAAAUGUAUAAAACAAG